Molecule: messenger RNA, 2061 nt
Organism: Amyelois transitella
Lineage: Eukaryota; Metazoa; Arthropoda; Insecta; Lepidoptera; Pyralidae
Exons: 14
Coding region: 1-2061 (686 amino acids)
Source: RefSeq, a predicted model, not a curated record
AUGCUAAUCCUAGAAAUUAAGGUGGUGGAAGAAUUUAUUUGUCCAAAAGAUAAAGAUGCAGUCAUCGAGAAACCUGACAAUACUGUGAUCACAUUACAAAGCAGCAUCGGUCAGGACCUGCAAUACCUGUGGACUGUAAGGUGGAAACCGCUUAAAGCGCCGACACAGCGCUUCACCUUGAUGCUAUGGAAAACGGUCCGAGCGCUUCAAGCGCAACUGAAUGCGCCUCAAGCGGAGCCCUCGGUCUAUGUCAUCGAGAACAGUGAGCUACUAAGCGGUGUUGACUACACCUUCUACGUGUCUGAGGUAGGAACUGAUGCUGAUCCCAAAUCAUUUCACAUCGAUAACACUCAAGGGGACCAAAAACUGCUAAUAGAAGGGAGAAACGAUAUGAUGUCCAUCAUCUUAGUGGGUGGCCAGGAAACGUAUGUGGACGUGGAGUUUGACCUGGAAGCGCAAGUUACGGCUUGUUUUCCAACUCAAGACUACUAUUUUAUAUGGUCAAUAACAAGCGAGAACGGCGACACUGUUGGUGUUUCCCAAACAGACGGGGCGCGGCUUCAAAUCCCUCGGGAUACUCUGAAAGCUGGUUCCACUUACAAUGUCAACUGCCAACUAAUCCAGAAUACUGAUGGGCACCAUAUUACGCAGACAGGAGUAGCAUUCAAAGUGACGCCGCGAGGCAUAGAAGCUUACUUUAACUUUGAUUAUCUCGUAGUGAGCACGAACCAAGCAUUUAGUAUGGAUGCUUCUAUUGUUAACCAUGACAACUUUGAAGAUAUAAUGUUAGAGUGGACGUGUUUACAUGAAAAUGAGAGCUGCGCUCAUCUCGGAAAUAUCACUGGAAACACAAUUCUAUUUCUAGAAGGCUUACCGGAACUCGGCGAAUUAAAGUGGUGUCCGGGACCAGCCACCUUUGCUAACCACAGCCACAGCCACAAAGCAUUUGCGGCUUUCGUCAUUUCUGGAACGACGAGUACGAUAUUGAAAGGCUGUUUAAUGCCUUUGUUUGCUCGUUAUUAUAUAACUUUAAUGGUUAGUGUGGUAGAUACCUCAAUAUCAACAAAUUCGACAAUAACCGCCGUGGACUCUGAUUUACCAGUUAUCCAGAUUCAGUCAGUUAAGCGCCUUUUAAAUGAAGGCACUAUGGUCAGUUUAACUGCUAAUGUAACCAACGUACCUCCUACUUGCAUCUUGACUUGGUAUUUUGCUUCUAAAGAAUACCUUUACAAUUACGUCUUGGUCAAUGAUACUUGUGAAGAAUGUCAGUACGGAGAAGCACUAACAGAAUCAAUGACGAUUCAGUCAUUGGAGGAGAAUUUUCUUAAUGAGCUGAUAGAUUACACCAACGAAACUCAAUGGCGGUCAGUCACCGCGGAUCUACAGACGACGGUCGCAGGCCGCGCGCGUUUCAUUGCCCAGUGUGGAUGCUCCCUAACGUUCAAUUGUGAUAGAAAAGGUGUAGUGUACGCAGAUGUCAAUUUUAUGGUGAAUACGAGUCCUAAAACUAGGGAACUGAUGAUAACACCAGAGACGGGAACAGCACUGGAAACAGUGUUCAGAAUAAGUACUCCUCCAGCCAGUGAUCCCGAUGGGAUCCUUCGCUAUAACUUCUACUGCAGGGUUGGAGUAGAAGACUCUUUGCUGCUGGCCUCCUAUGUGGAACAUCGAGCUGUCGAAACACUUCUUCCAUAUAUAGACGGUGGUACAGAAAUAUGGAUAGAAGUUUGUGAUGUCCUCGGAGCCUGCGCCCCCACUGACAUGAAGAUAGUAGACCUGGCUUCAGGCGAGGGUCGCACGCUGUCCACUUUGAUUGGCGACGCUGCUGCUCAUGUCAGAAGAUGUGAAUUGCUCCUGUUGACCAGAGUUGUUCAGUCUGCUGUUGUUACAUAUGAGAAUACCUGUCAACUUGAUCUAUUGUCAGAGUUCAGCACAGCUCUGUUGCAAUCUCUGCAAACUAUUGACAAGGACAAAUGCUUGGACAGGAACUACGAGAAUUUUGUUACCUUAAUGACUUGGCUUCAAACACACGACGUGGACACAAGCAGUAUCGUUUAUUAA